Molecule: messenger RNA, 1980 nt
Organism: Cimex lectularius (bed bug)
Lineage: Eukaryota; Metazoa; Arthropoda; Insecta; Hemiptera; Cimicidae
Exons: 4
Coding region: 397-1605 (402 amino acids)
Biological process (GO): regulation of mitotic nuclear division; negative regulation of meiotic nuclear division
Cellular component (GO): nucleus
Molecular function (GO): protein binding
Source: RefSeq, a predicted model, not a curated record
UUAACGGACAGUUCGAAAAGUCAAAACGACGGACCGGAUUGGCAGGAUUUUGUGGGAGUCCUUUUGUUUUCGCCGCCCGUCCCGCGCAGCCCGCUCGCCCCGCACCCCCGGCCCGUUGCCAGUAGCGGAUCUCGGCCUGGACUCACACGUUUUAUUAGUCGAUCGCUCCCUUUUUUCUUCUUCUUUUUCUUCCGUUUCCCGGAGUUUUUCUCCUCCCCCUGGAAAUGCAACAGGGCUCGACGGCGUUCCCCUAGCCGUGGAGGUGAAAACGGUGCGAUUUCGGCUAUUACAAAACAGGGGGGGGUUUUUCUUUUGUUUGUCCCAUAGUUGAACGUUUGCCAAUUGUUUAGGCUUUCCCAGCUCUAGGCUUCAGUACCAGAAAAAAGAAAAUCAAAGAUGUCUGAGGCAAGGAGUAGUCCGUAUCAGUCCCCGAUUGAGGAUGUGUUUUCUUGGGCGAUACCAAACGAGCAAACUAGAAAAGAUAAGUUUACAAAGAGAAAAUGCGAGGAUGAUAGUGGUUAUACAAGUCCUCUUUCAAGCCUCAGAUCAAACAUGACCCAUACUCCUUUUCGGCCGAGUGGUACAAUGUACAACACUAGCAGCGGGGAGAUGUCGACUUCGUUCUUAAGUUUUAAUUUGAAAAAAAGAAUGAUGGGCGAUCGCUUUGAAAGUCAAGAUGACAUAUUGACUGAUAAUUCAUCCUUGCCCGGAGUGAGUACUUACUCUGAAUUUCUGAUGGAUGCAUCUUUAUACAUGGAGCCCAUGGAAACAAAUACAGAUUCCAUUUGUUCGCCGACAGAUCAAAAGGACCAAGAUUCGUUGCUUCUCAUGGAAGUGUGUAAAGAUAUAGAUGUAGAUCUGACCAUAGAAAGUGGCCGUUAUGCUACACCAACGAGUUCCUUCCAGAUUUCUCUCACUCCGACUAAACUCUCAAGAAAAACGUCCCCGAGAAAAAGAUCUCCGAAGAAGAAUCUGUUGAAAUCAUUUUCCCGAUCAAGAUCCUUGUACGGAUUUGAAAGGGUUGACUUAUUCUUCCAGCUGGGCGGUCGAGCAAACCAUAGUCUUGUAAUUUCAAAAAUCCUCGACUAUCUUUCCGAUGCAGACAUUUCCAGUAUGACUAUGGUAUCAAAAACAUGGAAAAACAUCUGCCUAUCCGACCCAAAAGCCAAAUCAAGAUGGCUUAAAUAUAUCUCACAUAGGAGGAGUAUAAAAGAAAAUCUAGGGAAGGUCAAGUACAAAGAAAAAAGAAACUUAGCUCCUCUUGUCCCUAGAAAUCACAGUACACCAUUACAAACCAGGCAAAGUACUUCACCUCCAAUCAGUCCAAGCAAAAGGCGAUUUCAUUUAUUUCAAAAGGAAGCCAAAACUCUCAAGGAAAAUGAGAUUCUUAUGCAGUGCCCACGUUGUAGGCAUCCUGCAUCGUGUUCGUCUUUGCUCAAAGUCGGAGAAUGUCGUUCAGAAUUAUGCAAGCAGAGGUUCUGCAGUAUGUGCAAAGGUGCGGAGCACAACGGGAGAAUGUGUCUAUCAAUCACACCUACGACACCGACUAAGCGAACAUGUUCGGUCAGUAGUAAACAGAGCAAAAGGUACCUGAGAAGACUGUGACACCGUCUAAAAUCUACAGUACAAAAUGAGUAUUGCUCAAUCAUCACGUUCCAGGAAAAGAAGUCUCCUCAUUUGCGGAGACCACGCUUACUACUUGAUUAGUGUUUUAAGGAAUAUUUUUUUAUACAUCAAUACGCUAAAUCAAAAGUCGAUUUAGUUAGAACAAAUGUUUAAUCCUUCGACCAAAUUUAAAUUAGUGAAAUUAAAGCUCGAAAUUAUACGCAUGAUAUUAAGGAAAUAAGUUCCUCGCGAACAACUUAAGAGCUUUUAUCUUUAUCUGUGAUGUAAUUUUGUAUAUGUUAUUAAUAAAAGUUUCCUUUUCUUGGCAAUAUGCCUUGCAUGUAUUUUUAGUGUUGAGAUCUUAAGUUAAAAAAA